This is a messenger RNA of Poecilia reticulata (guppy), 5028 nucleotides long. The record is from RefSeq and is a predicted model, not a curated record. Lineage: Eukaryota; Metazoa; Chordata; Actinopteri; Cyprinodontiformes; Poeciliidae.
AACUUGGAGGCUGAAGAACACGUCAUAUCAGAUGCUUUCAGCUAGAAGUCGCCAGAAAUUAGGAGACCUUGAUCGUUUUUCAUUCUGAGGUUAACACACUGAGCAACAGUAUUGAUUUCCACCUUCUUUUACGCCAGCAUUGGAACAGAUUUUGCUUUCGAGUAACCCAAAAUGGAGCAAUUUGCUGAACUGUAGCUUCACGCAGAGCUGCAGGUGAUCUGCAGAAUGUGUGCUUGUGUCUCGGAGGAGGGCGGUUAAAGCAUGUGUGUUUCAGCAAAUACUGCCUGAGAGCAGCUGGGCAGGGCAGGACUCACAGGCCAAUGACAUCAUCCACGAAGAAGGAGAGACAGUCGAAAGCGCACGAGCCAUCUCUCCUCGGGCAGUAUGAGGAAGUGGGCCCCACUCAGAGCGGGAGGCGGAGAGCAGCAGCAGCAGCAGCAGCAUGAGAGCAGGACAGUGUCUGAGUGGCGGAGGUGCACACAGCGCUGAGCUGACUUUGACAAGGAUAUAGGACGCGGUCUGGGGAAUUUUUUCUUCUUUUGUUUUCCUCUCCUCUUUCAUUACUCCAUCCCUCCCCCCGCCCCUCUCCCCUCUCUCCUCCAUCCUUUGAAAGUUAUCCCCUCUCUCUGAGCUCCUGCUUCAGGCGGCUCCUCCGGGCAUGCUCCUUAAGCCAAAGUAUGACCGCUUUCGCAACGAGUCUGUAACCUCCUCUGACGACCUGAUGCAGAGCUUAGCCAUGAGCAGCAAAGUCGUGGCCACACCGGUGGUCUCCUCCUCCGCACAGAGUCUCCCCCUGCCUCCUUUGCCUCCCCUGGAUCCCAGCGCCAGGUCCUCCUCCUCGGUGGGGGCCACAGCCCUGGCAGACUCCCCCUGCCUGGAUGGGGAGCAAGAGGCCACCACAACCUUCUGCAUGCUCAUCCCCAAGAUGCCCCAGUGGAAGUUCUCAAACUCCUUGCUCAGCAGAAGCCCAUCCAGCUCCAGCUCUAGCAAGGACUCAACCAAGACAGCUUCUUCCCAGGCCUCGUCUUCAUCACCGUCAAACAGGACCAGUGGGGCGAGCCCAGCCAGCGGCCCCGUGGCCAGCCUCGCGGCCGUACUUAACUCCUGUGACCCUGUCUGUGUCACCCCCUGUUCCCUGCAGGCCAUCCGAGGGCAGCGGGCAGUAGCGCAAGCUGCAGCCUCUGGAGGUCCAGCGGGACAUGGAUUUGGGGUCGCAGCAGAGGUCAUGGUGAGCCCCGGUGUCUCCAGCGGCUCCAGGUCAGGAAUGAACCGCAGGACAAGGGUGGAGGGCAUGUGGCUGGGGGGAGAUGAGCUCCACACCAAGGGUAGCUUCAUCCACAAGCCAUCUCAGGGUUGGCUGCACCCAGACAAGAAAAUUGUGGGACAAGGAGCUUCUUACAUUGUUAGGUACAUGGGUUGCAUUGAGGUGCUGAAGUCAAUGCGCUCCCUGGACUUCAACACACGGACUCAGGUGACAAGGGAAGCCAUCAACAGGCUUUGUGAGGCAGUGCCUGGUGGAAAGGGGGCUUGGAGGAAAAAGACCAUAAACAAAGCUCUGCAGUCAGUCAUGGGAAAGAGUAACCUGCGAUUUGCAGGCAUGAACAUCGCUGUCAACAUUUCUGUAGAUGGCCUUGGACUCCUCGUCCCAACCACACGACAGGUGAUUGCACACCAUCCCAUGCAGUCCAUCUCAUUUGCCUCUGGAGGAGACACAGACACACCAGAUUAUGUUGCAUACGUAGCCAAAGACCCAGUAAAUCAAAGAGCAUGUCACAUCCUGGAGUGUUCGGAUGGCUUAGCCCAAAGUGUCAUCAGUACCAUUGGCCAAGCUUUUGAGCUGCAGUUCAAACAGUAUCUACACAGCCCUCCUAAAACCAUGUCAUCUGUUGAGAGGCAUAUCAGGACAGAGGAGCCGGUGUGGGGCGAGGAUGAAGAUGCAUCAGAGCACGAUUACUACAACAGCAUCCCGGGGAAGGAGCCUCCUGUCGGGGGAGUCGUGGACUCUAGGCUGAGGCCCACCGGGACCCUGCUGGGUCACAUCCACACCCAGCCACAGAGCAAGACAGCAACUCAGAUGGGCUCACAGGCCAGGAGAGAGCAGGGAUCUUAUCCACUCGGUCAACUCUGUUAUGAGCUUCACUGGGACACUGAGACGACCUGUGGCUCAGAUGGUUACUUGUGUGCUGAUGGUCAGCCACCAGGCAGCAAGGACUAUGAAGAGCACCAGUAUGUAAAUACACAAAGUUUGGAAAACCUUGACUCUUUUACACAUGUAGCAGAUGGACAUAAAGGGGCUAGACCACAUGACAGUCCCAAAAAGGACCUCUUUGAUAUGAGACCCUUCGAGGAUGCCCUAAAGCUCCACGAGGCAUGUGGAGGAGCUUUUGGCUCCGGCGUAUUAGUGGGUUCUGGUUCUCAGGUUGGAGGUGUUCGAAACUUAGAGGAUCAGUGGCCCAGCCCGCCAAGACGCAGAGCCCCCGUGGCCCCGAACGAGGAGCAACUGCGCAGGGAAAUGUGGUACCACAGUCGCAUGAGCCGGAGAGACGCAGAAAAACUCCUGGUUCGAGACGGGGACUUCCUGGUCCGUGAGAGCACCACCAAUCCUGGGCAGUACGUGCUAACAGGCAUGCACUGUGGCCUGCCCAAACACCUGCUGCUAGUGGACCCGGAAGGAGUGGUCCGAACUAAAGACAUGUUGUUUGAGAGUAUAAGCCAUCUCAUAACAUACCACUUGAAGAACGAGCUGCCAAUUGUUGCAGCGGAAAGUGAGCUUCAUCUCAAGCAAGCUGUCCGGAGGAAACAGUGAACCACCCGGGUUGUUGUGAGAUGCUGAAUUCAUCUGGACUCUGGGAAACAUUUGUCCUGAGAACUGAGUAGAUGAUUUUUUUUCAUCCUGAAAGAACACUUCUACUAUUUUUGCCUUGAACAUACUUCCCAUGAAAGUGCAGAAUCAAGUCAAGCUCCUCUGGCUGUCGGGCUAAACCAAAUGUUUUACUGUACGUCAUAAACGCCUCCACAUGCGGACCAGAAUCCAGAAUGCCACAUCAUUUUAAACAUAUAAAAAAACUAACAAGUGCUUCCAGCAAUCCACGACCCCAUUGUUACCGGCCAUUCUUUCUGCCAACAAUGAACACGACCAGAGGAAAAACUGAAACCGAUUAUCUAUCACAGAUAUAAACUCGAGACGUGUCAGCCUUCAGAUUGAGAAGCAAAUUUCUUCAAGUAUGCAGAAAAUGACUGUAGGUUUGCGUGUCUGAGACGCAACAGAAGGCCGUCUCUCUCUUUGGGAUGCAACGACUUGCUAUUUCUACAUCGGUCUCCAGUAUCCGAGAAGGCACAAAGGAGAAACACUGACUCGGUGUACGAGCUGCACAUGCUUAUGUACUUUACAUUUUGCCACAGUAUCAGCAAAGACAUGAAGCUUUUCUACAUUGUCAUCAAUUAACAUAUGUGGUCUUGUUUGCUGUUUGUAAGGAGCUUAUCGCAGUACAAUGAACUUAUACGAGCCUGUGACCGAGCAGACUUUACUCUGCGAUGAAUCCUGAGUCCAAGCUAAUGUCUUCAUUUCUAACUAACUGUGCAGGUACAUCCCAAUGAAUUGGAAUACCAUAAAUAGUUUCAGUCUGUAAUACAAUUUAAGAGUGAAAUUCAUAUAUUCUCUAGAUACAUCAUCACACACAGUGACGUCUCCUAAGCAUUUAUUUAUCUUUAUCUUAUUGAUUAAUGAGUUAUGUUUCCAAGAAAAAAAUCUAAAUAUUAAGAUUUUGUUUUACUAUUUAAUUACAACCAAGAAAGAAGCUGUCUGUUCAUAAAGUGUUGCAUCCAAGCACAUUACUGGAGAGGUCAGUGAAGGUGACACACGGGUGAAUCACAGGACGUCAAAUAUGACUCUUAUUCAAGUUGCUCCUGCAACAGAGACAUACAAAGCGUGGCACCAAAGAGAAAAGGCACUGGACUGUCGCUCAGUGGUCCAAAGUCAUCAUUUUAAAUGAAAGUACAUUUUUAAUUUUCAUUUGAAAAUGUAGGUCCCAGAGUCUGGAGGAAGAGUGAAGAUACACAGCCAUCUGCUGGAGUUGGUCCAUUGUGUUUUUUCCCCAAGUUCAAAAUCAAUGCAGCCAUCUGUCUGUCAGGGAAUUUUAGCGCAAUUCAUUCUUCCCUCUACUUUGAAGUAAGGAGAUGCUGAUUUCAUUUUUCAGGAGAAUUUGGCGACUGCCUAAUACUGCCAAAAGUACCAAUGCCCGCUUUAAUGACCGUGGUAACACUUUGCUUAAUUGGGCAGACAACUGUCCUUACCUUAACCUCAGGUAGAGGUUAAGGUAAGGAGUCUUACUUUUACUAAAUUAAAGUUUUAAUUCCACUAUUUGUUGAGCGGUACCUGCAUGUAUUUUUCCCAGUGCCUUAAUAACUACUACACUGGCAGGCUUUUGUCUCAGUGUAUAUAAUGUGCAGUUCUGCACUCAUUGCAAAAAGACUACAUUUUCUUGUCAUGCCAUUGAAAAGAUAAACAAGGUUCAGGAUAAUUAAGCUGUUAUAUUUGUAAACAGUGAUGUAAGCUGCUCCCGUUUUCUUCUAGAUAAUCGCAGUCUAUCAGCUGUUUUUGUUAUCAAUCUCUUUUGUGAGAUCCUCAGAAAAGAUGUCCUUUCCUUUCGCCGAUCGCUGUCCUCUGCAGUGAUUGGACGUAAAAUAGCGAUAAGGAUGUGCAAUCCCUCCGUUUGUUUCGGCUCAGGAAAAUUCGGUACUUUGAUGACCAUGUUUUGUGUCCACAUCUCUGUAUUUAAGCUAAACAGGUUUGUGUUGUGUCUUCAGGGCACACCAGGAAGUGGCUCAUUACAUCUGUGUCACUGUAGUACUUUUGGAUUGUAUUGUUUUUUUUCCUUCUGUGCAUCAAGGACAGGUAAAUUAGAUAAAUCUUUUGAUGAGAAUGUGAAUUUUUUUAUGCUUUUUUCCCCCCUUUGCAUUCUCAGGAAUUUCUCAAUUUUUCCCCCUUCUUCACUGUUAUGUUUAGUCAAUAAAAUCAAUUAUGAAAGG